UCCAAGGGCAGACCUGCAGUUUUUCUAUUGGUGUGUUAGAAACAUGGAGGCGGAUCUUGUCCGAGCACCUCUGGUCAAAAACAAGUACCGUGUACUGUACCAACUGGAGGACGAGCUGAGUUGUUUUUAAAAAAUACUACUCAUUUACUAUUAUUUAAAAAUGAGGAGAAUUACCGCUGCAAAUGGACGGGUUUAGAUAGCAUUCAGGGCACUCUAUGUUGAUCCGAGUCCGUAGGAGGUGAUGAAUCCCCCAGCUGAGAUGUCCCCUCCCACCGCCCCUGUCGCCACAGAGACACGGAGCAUGAUCUCUGACCCGUCCCACCUCGGAACUCUGGGAAGUAAUGUCCGCCUGAAGGCAGCCACACCUAACAGCACAGGUUGUACCUGGCUGGUUGUCCUAGCAGCGAUAGCUGCAUCUCUCAGUGGCUUGAUGUUGGGCUAUGAAUUAGGCCUGACCUCCGGGGUCCUGCUCCAGCUCAGGGGUAUCCUCUCUCUGUCAUGCCGGGAACAGGAGCUCCUGGUGGGGUCUCUGCUGCUGGGCUGUCUGGUGAUCUCCAUUGUUGGAGGCUGGGGCCUGGACCGCUACGGACGCCGCUGGUCCAUGCUUCUGUCCGGAGGCCUGGUGGCUGGGGGUACCAUGCUACUGCUGCUCCCGGCCUCGCUCACCACGCUGUCGCUCGGCCGCGCCGUGGUUGGCAUGGGGACAGCGUUGUCGGGUACGGCGGCAUGCAUGUACAUAGCGGAGAUUGCGCCACGGGAGCGCCGUGGGUUGUUAGUGACACUGUACGAGCUGAUGGUGGUUGUCGGGGUAUUGCUAGGUUUCGGGUGUAGCUACGCAUUCUCUGCGCUGCCUAAUGGGUGGAGAUACACCUUCGGUCUUGUCCUCCCGCCAGCCGUUCUACAGGCUGCUGCCCUCGUCCUCCUCCCACCCAGCCCGCGCUUCCUCGUUGCCAGGGGCGACUCGGAGCGGGCCAAGGAGGUGCUGGUCCGUCUGAGGGGCGUGGCCAGCAGGGAGACCGUGGAGGAGGAGCUACGGGGCAUCCAGGCGGGGCUUAAGGAGGAAGCGGAGCACGGUUUCCGAGAGCUGUUCAGCGACAAGGCUAACCUGCGCCGGCGAUUGCUAACUGGCGUGGCUCUAGUGUUCCUGCAGCAGACUACGGGUCAGCCCAACCUCCUCUCGUACGCCUCGCCGCUACUACGCAGCGUGGGUUUCCAUAGCGACGCCGCCGCCAACCUCGCCUCUACGGGCUUCGGCGUAGUGAAAGUGGUGGGGACGGUUCCCGCCGUCCUAUUGGUCGACAGGGUCGGGCCCAAGAGCUUCCUGUGUGUCGGUGCGGUCGCCAUGGGGAUGUCGCUGGUGACACUAGGGGCGGUGACCUUGCAGAGCCACACCCAUCUCACCAGCCUAUGCCAGAGCCCUGUGGGGCUGAACCACACCUACCAGGGGCAGGACUUAAACACUCCUUCCUCCGGAUUGGACUAUAGCUCUUUUAAAUUAAUCACGCCCCCUCCUGGUGAGAGCCAAUGGAAUGGCAGUGACUCUGCGGAGGCUCUGGGGACUAAGAGAGAGGAUGCUGGGAUGGGGUCAGGGGUUAGGGGUCGGGGUCACGUGAAGUGGAUCUCACUUGUCAGCCUCCUGGUGUAUGUAGCUGCUUUCUCCUUCAGCCUCGGACCAAUGGUGUAUGUGGUGCUGAGUGAGAUCUUCCCUACAGGGGUCAGAGGUAAAGCCGUGUCUGUCGUGUCGGCUGUCAACUGGGCCACCAACCUCCUCAUGUCCAUGACCUUCCUCUCUGCCACAGAGAGGAUUGGUGUUCCCAACGUGAUGUUCCUGUACGCCACCAUUAGCUUCAUCCUGCUGGUCUUCGUCAUCCUCUUCAUCCCAGAGACUCAGGGACGCACACUGGAACAGAUCUCUAAAGAACUGGCCAAGAAAAAGCAGCUGAAGGUGAGGUUCUGGCGUCGAGUGCAACCCCAGGAGACUCUGUUCACCAUUCACAGGACCCCUGAACUCUCAACUCUGAACCCUCACCCUCUCACCUAGCUGUCCACAGCAGAGGGACGAAGAUCUGGGAGGAGAGAGGAAAUGCGAGAAAUGGAGAGGAGGGAGGCCAAGAAAGGAGGAGGAGAGAGGAACUGGAGAGGAGGGAGGCCGAGAAAGGAGGAGGAGAGAGGUAGAAGAGGGAGGCCGAGAAAGGAGGAGGAGAGAGGUAGAAGAGGAGGAGGAGAGAGGUAGAAGAGGGAUGAUAGAAGGAGAACAACCAUAUGACUAUGAGAUCAGUUUAUUCUCCCUCCCUCGCUCCCUCCCUCGCUCCCUCCUUCCUUCCCUCCCUCCCUCCCUCGCUCCCUUCCUCCUUCCCUCCCCCCUAUAGAGAGAGCAACCCUGAGGCUCAGAUGGAACUCUGACCUCUGAGAUCUGUCUGUCCUCUGGAUUGCUCACCUGUUUGUAACACUUUCUACUGUUUUCAAACAGAAUACACAGGAUUUUAUCUUGGGGGGGGGGGGGGGG
Molecule: messenger RNA, 2506 nt
Organism: Oncorhynchus mykiss (rainbow trout)
Lineage: Eukaryota; Metazoa; Chordata; Actinopteri; Salmoniformes; Salmonidae
Gene: slc2a12
Product: solute carrier family 2 member 12
Biological process (GO): D-glucose transmembrane transport; circulatory system development
Cellular component (GO): membrane
Molecular function (GO): D-glucose transmembrane transporter activity
Source: RefSeq, a predicted model, not a curated record